Molecule: messenger RNA, 951 nt
Organism: Metopolophium dirhodum (rose-grain aphid)
Lineage: Eukaryota; Metazoa; Arthropoda; Insecta; Hemiptera; Aphididae
Exons: 4
Coding region: 1-951 (316 amino acids)
Source: RefSeq, a predicted model, not a curated record
AUGUCCCAGAGCAAUAUCUUUAUUGGCGCCUUGAAAACCCAAUCGGAAACCCAACGGAUUAAGCCAUUAACUAUAGAGGGUAGGCAAUCUAAUAUAUACUACGUUAAGGAUAGAAGGUUUACAGCAGCAGCAGCCAGAGUUAAAAAGAAUAUAUUUUCACAUGGACCUGACGAAGAUUAUGGAGCAGUAGAACAGCCUUCUGAAAUAGUUGAUAUGCCAAUUGAAGAGUAUAGAAUUAAAAAAACCGAGUUUUUAAAAAAAUUAAAACUCACAAAUGAAGAAAUAAAAUUAUUGGAAAGAAGUACUAUUAAUCAAUCACAAAUCGAUGAAUGGAGAAGGCAAAGAAAAAUGAGACUCACAGCUUCAAACUUUGGAAAAGUUGCCAGAUUGAGAUCAACCACUUCUCGCGAAAAUACAGUCAAAUUUAUUUUAUACGACUUAUUUCGUGGUAAUGCUGCAACGAAGUAUGGAAUUCAGAAUAAACCUUUGGCAAAAAAUAAUUUGGAGUCAAAGCUUGGAACAGCAAUAUUACCCUGUGGGCUUUUUGUUGAUAAUAAUUUGCCUUUUUUGGCUGCUAGUCCAGAUGGUUUGAUAAGUUACGAUUCUAUUGUUGAAAUUAAAUGCCCAUCAUCCAUAAAAGAUUAUACGCCAGAAGAGGCCUUUCAUGAAAAAAAAUUAAAAUGUAUGACGCACAAUGAUGGAAAUUUACAGCUGAAAACAUCACAUGCAUACUUCUAUCAAAUUCAAGGACAACUACAUAUAACUAAUAGAAAGUUUUGUUAUUUUUGUAUAUGGACACCUAAAGGACUUAUAGUAGAGAAAAUUGAAAGGGACGACAAGUUCUGGAUGGAUAUAGAACCAAAGUUGAAGAAGUUUUACAUGGAAUGUUUACUUCCGGAAAUAAUUGAUUCGCGACUUGACCGAGGACUUCCACUUAGAACAGGCUUAUAA